Dermatophagoides farinae (American house dust mite) is the source of this 1155-nucleotide messenger RNA. RefSeq lists its product as uncharacterized. NCBI's taxonomy places the organism in Eukaryota, Metazoa, Arthropoda, Arachnida, Sarcoptiformes, Pyroglyphidae. The record is from RefSeq and is a predicted model, not a curated record.
UUAAUAAAAUCAUUUUUAUUGAUGAAUUUUGAACAAAUUAUAUUUAUAUUUAUAACAACAAUUAAGUUUUAAUAUUCGAAUGACAUUUAUUCUGAAUGGAAAAAUUCCACUGGUCGUACAAUGGAGCGUUCACACAGGACAUGGUUGAUUUGGUUGGUUCUAUGUUCAUAUGCGAAUGCCAUUACAUUCUACAAGUCAAAUUGUUCGGACAUUAGUUCGGAUCCAUCUACAAACAUAAUAUUAAUCGGUAUACAUCGUAAUCAUUUGACCAUUAUUGAUCGUCGAUUCUGGGUGUUUGAAAUCGAACGAACACUAUUCAUUGGUUAUGAUUUUCGUAUUUUAUUCGGUAAAAUGUAUACAAAAAUGCCCAUUCAAAAACUAUGGCCACAUGCAUAUCGUGUUCGUGAAGAUGAAAAUCGUUUCGAAAAACUUCGACAUCAUGUUCGUUUUGGUUGGAUUUGGUCGGAAUACAAUCUGACAUUUGCAUAUCAAACUAAACGGAAUGAUGAAAAAUUACGUUUCUUUAGCUACGAUUUAGCCUCUGAUCGUUGGCAUUGGAAUGUGACCGUAAAACAAUCUUUGGCAACAACAAAAGUGAAUAAAGACCUGGUGUUCAUAUCGAACAUGUUACCGAAUCGACAACGAAUGUGGCUAAUACGUUAUCGUCGUCAUGAUAGACAAAUUCUGAUGGCCCGUUAUGAUAGCCUAAAACAAUGGUAUUUUUUGUGUUCGGCUGAUCUUGUCGAUGAUGGCCGUAGUAUAGACAAUGUUACAAUUGGCAAUAAUUCAUGUACACCAGAAUCAAUAGCACCAAUGGCUUUAGAUGAUCAGCCAAUAAUCAAAGCUUUUCAAACACAUACUCGAUUCUUUUUCAUUACCAAUCGUUAUGUUUACUAUGUAUCAUCAUCGUUGGUACGAAGUAAAUCUUUGCUUUUGGGCAUACGAUUUCAGAUGCAACGUAAAGAAAUUGAAAAACUGUUUAUAUGUGAACCAUCCAUAUUGCAAUUUAUACAAUAUAAUCCCAAAUCUGUGUUUAUAUUGAUGAUGUUCACUUUAAUAGGUAUCGCUGCCAUUAUAUAUGGUAUCUACUUGUCCAGUCUAUCUGGUCAACGUAGCAUUCGUAAUUUAGUGAUGAAAAGUAAAAAAUAAAAAUUA